AUGGAUAAAGACGCUGAAAGUGCUGAGCAGACGCAUGUUGAUGGACUUAAAAAGAUUGCUGAAAGACCAAAAUGGGACAAUAAAGUCCAAUAUUUGCUAACCUGCAUAGGUUUUGCUGUGGGACUUGGCAAUGUGUGGAGAUUUCCAUAUUUGUGUCAAAUCUAUGGCGGAGGGGCUUUUCUGAUUCCUUAUGCCAUUGCCUUGGUGUUUGAGGGACUUCCUCUGCUGCACAUGGAACUGGCCAUCGGACAACGACUCCGCAUGGGAAGUGUUGGAGUGUGGAAUUCAAUCUCCCCUUAUCUGGGAGGUUUAGGUGUGGCCUCCUUAGUAGUGUCCUUUCUAGUUGGUCUGUUCUACAACAUGAUCUUGGCCUGGAUCCUCUGGUACUUCUUCCACUCCUUUCAAAAUCCACUUCCGUGGAGGGACUGCCCAUUAAAUUUGAAUCUCACUGGCUAUGUAAGUGAAUGUGAGAAGAGCUCACCAGUGAACUAUUUCUGGUAUCGUGAAACACUGAACAUUACGCCUAACAUUGAGACCAGUGGGUCCAUACAGUGGUGGCUAGUGCUUUGUCUUGCAUCUGCUUGGUGCCUUGUGUACAUCUGCUUCAUACGUGGAAUUGAGACUAUUGGGAAGUGGGAAACCCUGAAAAACCCUGAGGUCUGGUUGGAUGCUGCUACUCAGAUCUUUUUCUCUUUGUCUUUGGCCUUUGGGGGACUUAUUGCUUUUUCCAGUUACAAUGCUCAAAAGAAUAACUGUGAGAGAGAUGCCCUAAUUGUUGGAUGUGUGAACAGUUUUACAUCAAUUUAUGCAUCAAUUCCUAUUUUUGCCAUACUUGGAUUUAAAGCAAAUGAAAACUACAAUGGCUGCAAAAAUUGGAACAUACUGAGAUUGACUAAUUCUUUCAACAUUGGGGAUGAGAACAUAACCCUUGAGAACUAUGACGACUGGUUUAAGUAUCUCAACAAAACUGAUCCCUCAGAGGUUGAAAGCCUCAAUCUAAAGACAUGUAACCUGCAGACUUUCCUGGACCAAAGCGCCUCUGGAACCGGACUGGCCUUCAUCGUGUUCACUGAGGCGGUGAUAAAAAUGCCAGGCUCUCAGGUGUGGGCGGUGCUCUUCUUUGUCAUGCUCUUCAGCCUGGGCCUCUCCUCUAUGUUUGGAAAUCUAGAGGGGGUCCUUACUCCUCUGCUUGACCUGCACAUGAUUCCACCCUGGAUUCCUAAAGAAAUUUUCACAGGGUUAAUGUGCCUCACCUCCUUUACUGUGGCCCUAAUCUUUACUUUGGGCUCUGGGAACUACUGGCUGGAGAUUUUCAACAGCUAUGUGGGAUCCAUUCCUCUGCUCAUCAUAGCAUUCUUUGAGAUCAUUAGCGUAGUAUACAUAUAUGGAAUAAACAAGUUUAAUGACGACAUUGAAUGGAUGUCAGGUCGGAGACCAAACAUUUACUGGCAGGCCACUUGGCGCUUCAUCAGUCCUUUCAUGCUUCUGGUGGUUUUUGUGGCAUACGUUGCAGUUGAGGCUGAAAAACAACCUACAUAUAACGCCUGGAACCCAGAUUACGUGCAAUUCCCCCUUGCUGAUGUUCAGCCCUAUCCCAAAUGGGUUUUUGUUAUCUGUGUGCUCUUAUCUGUCAUUCCUGUUGUAUCCAUUCCUCUUGUGGCUCUCUACAAAUUAAUGGGCUUUCUGAAGAAGUACAUCAUGAACAGGCACAACCAAAAUCCGUAUGCAAAUGAAUAAUGUCAUGGAGAAUUGUAAGGGAAGAGUUUAGCUAAUUUACCUGAUUGGUGGUCAGGACUACCAGUGGCAGGCUACAUACCAUUCGAGAUAUGUUGUCAUUUAAUAACCUCUUCAUUUGGAAACUACAAGGCAAACAAAAGGUUUUCACUGAUUUUUCUUUCAUACAGUAUGUUUUCUAUCUUUAGAUUAGUAUGGUAUUACAAGCUUCUAAUUACAUUACAUACAGUAAACGUGAUUUUAUCAUUUCAUCAUCAGCUGUAAUUUCAGUAUGUUUGCUAAAUUAAAACACAUUCAUUUGCUGUAAUUUUAGUAUAUUUGCCAAUUAAUUUUUUAUUUUUUUAUUUACACAAGUGCAUUUAUAUUGGUGAAGGAAAUGUGAUCACUGUCUACUAGAUCAAAUCACCGCAGGACAAUAUCCCUGAGAAAAAUAUUAACAAAACAAUACCAAAGACUGGAACUGAAUAUGAGGUCUGUGUUAAUAUUUGA
Etheostoma spectabile (orangethroat darter) is the source of this 2223-nucleotide messenger RNA. Its product is annotated as sodium-dependent neutral amino acid transporter B(0)AT3-like. The transcript has 11 exons. The record is from RefSeq and is a predicted model, not a curated record. Gene Ontology annotation, cellular component: plasma membrane. The coding region runs from base 1 to 1737 and encodes 578 amino acids. NCBI's taxonomy places the organism in Eukaryota, Metazoa, Chordata, Actinopteri, Perciformes, Percidae. Gene Ontology annotation, biological process: nitrogen compound transport; sodium ion transmembrane transport; amino acid transport.